This is a messenger RNA of Gorilla gorilla gorilla (western lowland gorilla), 600 nucleotides long. RefSeq names its product trem-like transcript 4 protein. Gene Ontology annotation, molecular function: signaling receptor activity. The transcript has 5 exons. The record is from RefSeq and is a predicted model, not a curated record. Gene Ontology annotation, cellular component: cell surface. NCBI's taxonomy places the organism in Eukaryota, Metazoa, Chordata, Mammalia, Primates, Hominidae. Gene Ontology annotation, biological process: positive regulation of toll-like receptor 7 signaling pathway.
AUGGCCUGGGGGGUCCACACCUGCUGCUUCCACCUGUGCUGCUGCUGCUCCUGGCCUCAGGGUGCUGUGCCUGAAGAACUUCACUAACAUCCAGGACAGACCCUCCUCCUGCAAUGCCAGUACUCACUCAAGAGAGGACCCUAUCAGCCCAAAUCUUGGUGUCAGCAGACAUCUCCAAGUCGGUGUACCUUACUUGUCACCAGCUCCAAGCCCCAGACAGCAGUUCAGAAGUCUCAUUACAUAAUCUGGGACAAGCCAAAUGCUGGCUUCUUCAACAUCACCAUGAUUCAGCUGACACAGAACGACUCGGGAUUCUACUGGUGUGGAAUCUACAGCGCUUCCGAAAACAUCAUCACUGUUCUUAGAAAUAUCAGCCUGGUGGUGUCUCCAGCCCCAACCACGUCUCCUAUGUGGACCCUCCCCUGGCUCCCAACAAGCACAGUUCUGAUCACUUCUCCAGAGGGGACCUCUGGCCAUCCCUCCAUCAAUGGCUCUGAGACCAGGAAAUCAAGAGCCCCUGCCUGCCUCGGCUCAGGUGGCCCCAGAUUCCUGGUCUUGGUGCUAUGUGGACUCCUCCUGGCCAAGGGCCUGAUGUUGUGA